Molecule: messenger RNA, 783 nt
Organism: Nicotiana tabacum (common tobacco)
Lineage: Eukaryota; Viridiplantae; Streptophyta; Magnoliopsida; Solanales; Solanaceae
Source: RefSeq, a predicted model, not a curated record
AUGGAGUUACCUUGGGUUGUUGGAGGAGAUUUUAAUAUUAUAAUGCAUGAGGAUGAGAAGAUAAGUGUCUUACUUGUGUAUCCACCUGAGUAUGAAGACUUUGCAUUCUGUGUAAACUCUUGUGGAUUAUUUGAUCUUGGAUACAAAGGCAUCCCUUUCACUUGGUGGAAUGGUAGACCAAACUCAGAAAGCAUAUUCAAAAGGUUGGACAGAAUAUUUGUUAACCUUCCCUUUCAGAAUCUUUUCCCAAAUAUUGAAGUGGAGCAUCUUAUUAGGACAAGUUCUGAUCAUGCCCCUUUAUUGAUAUGUUGUGGGGAAGAAGCUAUGCUGUUUGUUAAGCCUUUUAAGUUCCUUAACUUUUGGAUUAAGCAUGAGACCUUCAAAGAUGUGAAGCUAAAGUGGGUGAAAGCUGCUCUAUCCCAAUGGAGUAAGCUCACAUAUGGAGACAUCUUUACACAAUUAGCCAUUAGAGAGGAUAUUGUCAGGGUGAAGGAGAUGUUAUUUGAAGAUGAACCAAAUAUUCAAAAUAGAAUUAUGCUCCAAAAGGCACAAGCUGAAUUGAAGAAAUAUCACAGCAUUGAGGAACAGUAUUGGAAGCAAAACGCAGGCAUAAAAUGGUUUGCUGAAGGUGUUAGAAACACAAGGUUUUUUCACAACCAUGUGAAUGGCAAGAGGCAGAGGCUGCAACUCAAAAGAAUUCAGAAUGGAGAUGGUGUUUGGUUGGAAUCUCAAGAUCUUAUGGCUGAUGAUGCAGUAGAUUUUUUCCAAAGACAGUUCACAUAG